Molecule: messenger RNA, 503 nt
Organism: Rubroshorea leprosula
Lineage: Eukaryota; Viridiplantae; Streptophyta; Magnoliopsida; Malvales; Dipterocarpaceae
Source: the annotation of a GenBank genome assembly
AUAUAAGUUCAAUUACAAGUACUAUAUUUGAACCAAAUUAAUAUUCAUACAUUUACAAUUCUCAACAUGAGUGGCAAGGGUAGUUCUGGAGGUGGUGGGGGUGGCAGCAAAGGUGGCGGUGGUGGGAUAGACUCAUCAAAAGGUGGAGGUGGAUUAGGUUCUGUCAUGAUGGUUGCCCCUGGCACUGGUGGCUCAUCCUCCAUCUCUAGGGGCAGUUUUGAGGGCAAUCCUGAAGGAUACUUUUCUGGUCUGCAUGGAAGUGAAAAAAGCAGCAAAUAAAUUAAAUAUCGCUGUGAUAAGAUGCUCUAUGUAUGCGUUAAAAUGGUUCUACAAGAGAUCUAUUAUAUAAAUCAUAAAUAAAAAAAUAUGUCUUUUUUCCAAUUCUUUGGUUUGUUUUUGUCGUUUUAAUUAUUAUUAUAUUUUUAUUUUGAUUUGUUCUUCGACAUUCCUUAACAUACCCUAUUUGCAUUUUACAUGGACUCAAAUGAACUCAUGAUUCAUUU